AUGAUUGCCCCACCCACAUCCCAGUCAGAGCUCCACCUGCUCUGUGUCUCGGCAGUCGUUCGAGAUCUCAUCACUGCAUACAACUCCAACAACAGCUCCGCCACCCAGCAAAUUCCAAACGUCAACUCGAUCAGAGCAAAGUAUUCCAAGAAAUACUCGCUGAAAGCGGUCCCCCGAUUGACAGAUGUCCUCGCCGCUGUCCCAGAAGAAUGGAAGGAUAGGCUGAGAAUGUGGUUGAGGGCCAAGCCUGUCAGAACAGCCAGUGGUGUUGCUGUGGUUGCCGUCAUGUGCAAGCCCCAUCGGUGCCCGCACGUCGCCAUGACUGGCAACAUCUGCGUUUACUGCCCUGGUGGGCCUGACUCUGAUUUUGAGUACUCUACUCAAUCGUACACUGGUUACGAACCAACUUCCAUGCGCGCCAUACGAGCCCGAUAUGACCCUUACGAGCAAGCUCGCGGUAGAGUGAAUCAGCUUAGAGAUCUGGGACAUAGUGUGGACAAGGUGGAGAUCAUUCUCAUGGGAGGCACAUUCAUGUCAAUGCCAGAAGAUUAUCGGCACAAGUUCAUCGCUGGGCUUCACAAUGCUCUCAGUGGACAUACAACGGAUGAUGUCGAUGAAGCCGUCAAAUUCUCCGAACAGAGUAAAGUCAAGUGUGUCGGCAUCACCAUCGAGACUCGCCCCGAUUAUUGCUUGAAACCCCACCUGAGCCAAAUGCUGAGGUACGGAUGCACUAGACUGGAGAUUGGCGUUCAAUCAGUCUAUGAGGAUGUUGCCCGUGAUACCAACCGUGGUCACACUGUCCGUGCAGUCAGCGAGUCAUUCCACAUGUCAAAGGAUGCUGGCUACAAGAUUGUCGCCCAUAUGAUGCCCGACCUCCCCAAUUGUGGUACCGAACGUGAUAUCUGGCAAUUCCAAGAGUUUUUCGAAAACCCCGCAUUCCGGUCAGACGGUCUCAAACUCUACCCAACUCUGGUCAUCCGCGGCACAGGCUUGUACGAGCUCUGGCGGACUGGCAAGUACAAGAAUUAUCCACCCAACGCCCUCGUCGACAUCGUCGCGCGUAUCAUGGCUCUUGUGCCGCCUUGGACGCGGGUGUAUCGAGUCCAGCGAGAUAUCCCCAUGCCCCUCGUAUCAUCUGGCGUGGAGAAUGGAAACCUUCGAGAAUUGGCGCUUGCCCGUAUGAAGGACUUUGGUGCAGAGUGUAGGGAUGUGCGGUAUCGUGAGGUCGGUCUGCACGAGAUCCACAACAGGGUGAGGCCUGCCGACAUUGAGCUUCUUCGACGAGACUACGCUGCGAAUGGAGGCUGGGAGACAUUCUUGUCGUAUGAGGAUCCUCUGUCGGAUAUUCUGGUAGGAUUGUUGAGGCUGAGAAAGUGUUCCGAAGAAGGAACGUUCAGGAAGGAGUUGGUCGGUAUGGAAGGAGGUUGCAGUCUUGUCAGAGAGCUGCAUGUCUACGGUACUGCUGCACCGGUCCACUCAAGAGAUCCCAAGAAAUUUCAGCAUCAAGGUAUCGGAACGCUCCUCAUGGAGGAGGCCGAGCGCAUUGCGAGAGAGGAGCACGGCAGUGGGAGGAUCGCUGUCAUCUCUGGUGUAGGUACCAGAGAUUACUACAGGCGUUUGGGUUAUUUUCUCGAUGGGCCGUAUAUGGUCAAGGAUCUUCUGUACGACGAGUAA
This is a messenger RNA of Cryptococcus wingfieldii CBS 7118, 1674 nucleotides long. Its product is annotated as elongator complex protein 3. The record is from RefSeq and is a predicted model, not a curated record. The transcript is spliced from 7 exons. Gene Ontology annotation, biological process: tRNA wobble base 5-methoxycarbonylmethyl-2-thiouridinylation. NCBI's taxonomy places the organism in Eukaryota, Fungi, Basidiomycota, Tremellomycetes, Tremellales, Cryptococcaceae. Gene Ontology annotation, cellular component: nucleus; cytoplasm; elongator holoenzyme complex. Gene Ontology annotation, molecular function: iron-sulfur cluster binding; acyltransferase activity, transferring groups other than amino-acyl groups. Bases 1 to 1674 code for a protein of 557 amino acids.